Molecule: messenger RNA, 1295 nt
Organism: Neocloeon triangulifer
Lineage: Eukaryota; Metazoa; Arthropoda; Insecta; Ephemeroptera; Baetidae
Gene: ND-42
Product: NADH dehydrogenase [ubiquinone] 1 alpha subcomplex subunit 10, mitochondrial
Exons: 5
Coding region: 48-1202 (384 amino acids)
Biological process (GO): mitochondrial electron transport, NADH to ubiquinone
Cellular component (GO): cytoplasm
Source: RefSeq, a predicted model, not a curated record
AUCUGUUUUGGUCUGGUCAGCGGACCGCCAUACUUGACUUUUGCAAAAUGAGCUCAGGGGUCGUGUUGGGUCGCUUUAUUUUGCGGCCCGUGAGGUCCAUCAGUUGCGUGGGCCGCAGGGAGAUCUCUGGCAAGGCCCUGCGCGACCCCACCUACAAGAGGCCCAAACCAUGGCCCUACGCCGACAAGAAGUUCACGUUCUUCGACGCUUUCUUCCUUCGAGAGAGCACCACCGCUCGCAUGGACGAGAACUCCAAAGUGGUCGUCGUCGAGGGACCCGUAGCAUCAGGUACGUCUACGGUUGCCAAGAAGUUGGCCGAGGAUUUGGAUAUGCUUUACGUGCCUGACGGACACCUGGACAUGUACUACAUCAACAGCUACGGCUUUGACACCCGCACCCUGGAUCCGGAGGUACCCGAGUCGUGCCGCAGCUUCGACAUUAAGCACUUCCACCAGGACCCGAAGAACAGGAAGGUGGCAAUGAUGCAAUGUCUCAUGUACAAGAUGAGGUACAUGCAGUACAUGAAGGCUCUGGCCCAUUUGAUGAGCACCGGACAGGGGGUGGUGCUUGACCGCAGCUGCUACAGCGAUCUUGUUUUUGCCGAGGCUAUGUUCAAGAACGAAUACAUCAGCAAGAAUGCUCUUGACAUGUACUACCGAUUCCGAGACAACACGAUUACUCAGCUUUUGAGGCCUCACUUGGUCGUCUACUUGGACGUGCCUGUGCCCGUAACAUUGCAGAACAUUAAGAAGAGAGCCCGGCCUGACGAAAAGGACUCCAAAGCUUUGACUGAGAAGUUCUUAACUGAUGCGCAAGAUGCGAUGAAGAACAUUUAUCUGAAGGACAUCAGUUCACAUGCAGAGCUCCUUGUUUAUGACUGGUCUAGCCACGGAGAUGUAGAGGUGGUCGUCGAAGAUAUUGAGCGUUUAGAUUUCGACAAUUACGAGACAGAGGACACCAAACUGCGGGAUUGGAGGGAUCUAGCCAAUGAGUGGGAUUGGCACAAGUAUCGUCAACUGUACGCCGACAAAAGAGAUUGGCUUGAGACAUUCUUCAAUGUGCCCAUUCACACUGCACCAGAGCUGCUCAUUGACGGAGACGAUGCCUGGGUUUAUCACAAUGCCAUUGACAAUGCACCAGGAAACAAAUUUGAAAAGGGUUACAACGCGGAUCAAGGUGAUAAAGGAAUUUGGUUGAAGUAAAAUGUUUGUAGAAAAAAUGUUACAUGUAAAUAAAAUCAUUAAGUUAUGACAAAUAAAAAAAAUCAAAUUUUGCAUUUAGGCAUUUUCUGCAAA